This is a messenger RNA of Polypterus senegalus (gray bichir), 1125 nucleotides long. RefSeq names its product gap junction alpha-8 protein-like. Gene Ontology annotation, cellular component: connexin complex. The transcript has a single exon. Bases 1 to 1125 code for a protein of 374 amino acids. Lineage: Eukaryota; Metazoa; Chordata; Cladistia; Polypteriformes; Polypteridae. Gene Ontology annotation, biological process: cell communication. The record is from RefSeq and is a predicted model, not a curated record.
AUGGGUGACUGGAGUUUUUUAGGAAACAUACUAGAAGAAGUAAAUGAACACUCCACCGUGAUAGGAAGAGUAUGGCUGACGGUGCUCUUCAUUUUCAGGAUAUUAAUCCUUGGCACUGCAGCUGAAUUUGUGUGGGGAGAUGAACAGUCAGAUUUUGUGUGCAACACCCAGACCCCAGGUUGUGAAAAUGUCUGCUAUGAUGAGGCUUUUCCCUUGUCUCACAUCAGACUGUGGGUCCUCCAGAUCAUAUUUGUCUCCACUCCAUCGCUGGUGUAUGUAGGCCAUGCUGUUCACUAUCUGAGGAUGGAAGAAAAAAGGAAGGAAAGAGAAGAAGCAGAGAUGAACAGACAGCAGGAGAUGAAUGAGGAGAGGCUACCCCUUGCUCCAGACCAAGGAAGUGUAAGAACAACCAAAGAAACAAGUACCAAAGGCAGCAAGAAGUUCAGGCUGGAAGGCACAAUUCUGAGGACUUACAUCUGUCACAUCAUCUUCAAAACUAUUUUUGAAGUGGGGUUUGUUGUGGGCCAAUAUUUCCUCUAUGGCUUCUACAUUCGCCCUCUCUACACAUGUAGCCGUUGGCCUUGUCCAAACACAGUGGACUGCUUUGUGUCCAGACCUACAGAGAAGACCAUUUUUGUUAUAUUUAUGCUGGCAGUGGCUUCUGUGUCUCUCUUCCUCAAUUUUGUGGAGAUUGGUCAUUUGGGUCUAAAGAAAAUAAGGUUUGCAUUUAGAAAACCAACUCAAACCCAAGCAGAGAUGGUAAUGGAGAAGCAUUUGCAUUCCAUAGCUGUUUCUUCACUCCAGAAAGCAAAAGGUUAUAAGCUCCUUGAGGAAGACAAGCCAGUGUCACACUUUUACCCUCUAAAAGAAGUUGGAAUGGAAGCCAGCAAUUUGCCAGCUCCGUUUGCUCCUUUUGAUGGGAAAGAUAACGCCGACAGUCCUCUGCAAGAUGUUUCAAAGGUCUACGAUGAAACAUUGCCGUCGUAUGGUCAGAGCACCGAGCAGGAAGAAGAAAUUUCAGAGGAACCUCCCGCUGAAACUACAGACACAUUAGAAGAUACAAGGCCUCUAAGCAGGUUAAGUAAAGCGAGCAGUAGAGCCAGAUCAGAUGAUUUAACUGUAUGA